Messenger RNA from Epinephelus moara (kelp grouper), 15014 nucleotides. RefSeq names its product low density lipoprotein receptor-related protein 2a (gene lrp2a). Bases 63 to 14051 code for a protein of 4662 amino acids. Lineage: Eukaryota; Metazoa; Chordata; Actinopteri; Perciformes; Serranidae. The record is from RefSeq and is a predicted model, not a curated record. The transcript is spliced from 79 exons. Gene Ontology annotation, molecular function: calcium ion binding; protein binding.
AUCCCAGCCCCAGUCCCUACAGCUCCUCCAUCUGCACAGCGGAGCUGGACGGACCAGCCAGAAUGUGGAGAGCACUGCUACUUCAACUCUUCCUCGUCUUCUUAUACUGUGUUAGAUGGUGCCACUCUGACGGAUGUGAGUUGGGGCAGUUCCGCUGUGGGACAGGACGAUGUAUACCAGGUGACUGGCACUGUGACGGCACAUCAGAUUGCGUGGAUGACUCUGAUGAACACGACUGCCCUCAGGUAACAUGUGAUGACAGUCACUUCCAGUGUUUAAGUGACGGCGAGUGUAUCCCUGAUGUGUGGGUGUGUGAUGAUGAGGAGGACUGUGAGGAUGGCUCAGAUGAGAGGCAACACUGCCCUGGAAGGACGUGCACCAGUGGCCAGUUCAGCUGUAGUAACGGGGCAUGUAUCCCAGGAGAAUACCGAUGUGACCGUCUGGCCGACUGCUCAGAUGGGUCUGAUGAGAGAGACUGCCAUUACCCAGAGUGCACACAGCUGAGGUGUGCUAAUGGGGCCUGCUACAACCGCACCCAGAGAUGUGACCAGAUACUUGACUGCCGUGAUGGCUCUGAUGAGGCCAACUGCACACAGCACUGCAACACGGGCCUGUUCCCGUGUCAUAAUGGGGUGUGUGUUCCUCAACGCUACGUGUGUGACCAUGAUGAUGACUGUGGAGACCGAAGUGAUGAGCUAAACUGCACAUAUCCUACAUGUAAAGGGAACUACUUCACCUGCCCCAGUGGCCGCUGCAUCCACCAAGUCUGGGUCUGUGAUGGAGAGGAUGACUGUGAGGACAAUGCAGACGAAAAAGGCUGUGAUAAUGUAGCGCGGGAGUGUUACCCAGGAGAAUGGCCGUGUCCUUCCUCUGGCCUGUGUAUCCCCAUGGAUCAGCUGUGUGAUGGGACGGCUCACUGUCCGGAGGGAGAGGAUGAAACUAACACUACUGCUGGGCGCAACUGCAGUAUUUGGAGAUGUGCCUCUCUGAGCUGUGAGCAUCGUUGUCAUGCUUCCCCUGAUGGUGGGACCUGUUCUUGCCCUUCUGGAUACAUUGUCAGCAGCAACAAUAGUCGCUCAUGUAUAGACUUUGAUGACUGUUCGAUGUGGGGCGUGUGUGACCAGCUGUGUGAGGACCGCAUAGGCUCCCAUCGCUGCAGCUGUCGAGAGGGCUACGUUCUGGAGCAGCACAGAUACUGCAGAGCUGACGCCUCAACUGGAGUCCCUUCCUUGCUAUUUUCUAAUGGCAGAGACCUGCUAAUAGGUGACAUCCAAGGCAACAGUCUGCGCACUUUGGUUUAUUCACAGAACAGAGGGGUUGCAGUGGGAGUGGACUUCCAUUAUAAUCUCCGUAGGAUCUUCUGGACUGAUACCAUUCAGAAUAAGGUGUUUUCUGUGGAUAUGGACGGUUCCAAUAUGCAGGUGGUUUUAAAUGUAUCAGUUGACUACCCUGAGAACUUGGCGGUGGAUUGGGUGAACAAUAAACUGUAUGUGGUGGAGGCCAGCGUCAACAGGAUUGACAUGGUGGACUUUGAUGGAAGUAACCGGGUCACACUCAUCACUGAAAACCUCGGAAACCCUAGAGGGCUGGCGGUGGACCCCACUGUCGGGUAUAUGUUCUUCUCAGAUUGGGAGGCGGUGAAUGGACAACCAGGCCUGGAGCGAGCCUUCAUGGAUGGCACUAACCGUUACGGGAUCAUUGGGAGUAAACUUGGCUGGCCAGCUGGUAUCACACUGGACAUCGAAGCCAAGCGCAUCUACUGGGUUGACAGUCGCUAUGACUACAUUGAAACUGCAACAUAUGAUGGCCUUCAUAGAAAAACAGUGGCUCAUGGAGGUACUGUUAUCCCACACCCAUUUGGCAUCAGCCUGUUUGAGCACAAUGUCUAUUUCACUGACUGGACCAGGAUGGCUGUGAUGAAAGCCAACAAGUUCAGUGAAAGCAGUCCUCAAGUUGUUUACAGUACAUCUCAGACUCCACAUGGAGUAGCAGUGAUACAUCAGCUGAAACAGCCAUAUGUGCCUAACCCUUGUAGUGCAAACAGAGGUGGAUGUGAGCAGAUCUGUGUUUUGAGUCACAAGAGUGACAAUGGAGGAUUGGGUUACCGCUGCAAAUGUAGCAUGGGCUACGACCUACAUGCUGAUGGCAAGCGAUGUUUUGCUGUGAGGCAGUUUCUGCUGUUUUCCAGCCAGCUGGCUGUGAGAGGAAUCCCCUUUAACCUCUCCUCUCAGGAGGACAUCAUCCUGCCCGUCACUGGAUCACCUUCCUACUUUGUUGGGGUGGAUUUUAGUGCUGAAGAUGAUGCCAUUUUCUUCUCAGACACAGCCAAAGAUAUUAUCUAUAAACAAAAAGUGGAUGGAACUGGCAGGGAGGUGCUGGCAGCCAAUAGAGUGGAUGGAGUGGAGGACCUGGCUUAUGACUGGAUUUCAAAAAACCUCUACUGGACCGACCCGCGAUACAGGAGCAUAUCUGUCAUGAAGCUGGCUGAUAAAUCCAGGAGAGCCAUCAUACGUAAUCUCAACAACCCAAGGGCCAUCGUGGUGCAUCCUCCCGUUGGGUAUAUUUUUUGGACUGACUGGUACAGGCCAGCGAAGAUUAUGAGGGCUUGGGGUGACGGGUCACAUGCCCUGUCUAUUGUAAAUACUACUCUUGGCUGGCCAAAUGGCCUAGCUAUUGACUGGAGCUCAAUGCGUCUGUAUUGGGUGGAUGCCUUCUUUGACAAAAUCGAGCACAGCAAUUUUGAUGGACAGAACAGGGUUACCUUGGACCGCAUCACCCAGAUCUCCCAUCCAUUUGGUCUUACCAUUUUUGAAGGCUAUGCAUAUUUCACUGACUGGCGCUUGGGUGGUAUUGUACGUGUGCGCAAGACUGACGGUGGGGAGAUGGUCAUUAUCAGAAGAGGAAUCAGUCACAUCAUGCAUGUCAAGUCUUUCAACUCCAACUCUCAGAUUGGUUCCAACCUCUGCAACAGGCCGACAAAUCCUAACGGAGACUGCAGCCACUUCUGCUUCCCAGCACCGGACUCACAGAGGGUGUGUGGUUGUCCAUAUGGCAUGAAGCUGUUGCCCAACCACCAGACAUGUGUGGAAGACCCUUCCAAUGAGCCCCCCACGCUGCAGUGCGGAGCCAACUCCUUCUCCUGUGGCAACGGCAAAUGUGUCCCAAACAGCUACAGAUGCGAUGGUGUUGACGACUGCCAUGACAACAGUGACGAAGUCAACUGUGGAAUUAACAACACCACUUGCUCCCCCUCUGCAUUCACUUGUGCCAAUAAGCACUGUGUGCCUGUCGGAUGGCGUUGUGAUGGGCACAAUGACUGUUUUGAUAACAGUGAUGAGAACAACUGUCCUACCCAGGUACCUGGGACGUGCCCUGCUAAUCAGUUUACUUGUGCCAACCACCGUUGCAUCCCAAACACCUGGCGUUGUGACACUGAUAACGACUGUGGGGACAGUUCAGAUGAAGCCGACUGCCACCUGGGGAGCACAUGUCACCCAGGGCAGUUUCAGUGUCCAGACCACCGCUGCAUAGACCCCAACUAUGUCUGUGAUGGGGACAGGGACUGUGUGGAUGGAGCGGACGAGCAGGGAUGCAUCUACAACUGCACUGUGAAUGAGUUCAAGUGCUCCAGUGGACACCAGUGUAUCAACUCCUACUACCGAUGUGAUGGAGUCUUUGAUUGCAGCGAUCGCUCCGAUGAGCAAAGCUGUCCUACUAGGCCCCCAGGUAUGUGCCACCAUGAGAGUGAAUUCCAGUGUCAGUCAGACGGCAGCUGUGUACCAUCUACCUGGGAGUGUGAUGGUCAUCCAGACUGUGAGGAUGGCAGUGAUGAACACCAUGCCUGCCCACCUCGCACUUGCCCCUCCACACUCUUCCGCUGUGACAAUGGAAACUGUGUAUUACGUAGCUGGCUUUGCGAUGGGGACAACGACUGCAGGGACAUGAGCGAUGAAAGAGACUGUCCCACGCCACCUUUCCGCUGUCCAAGCUGGCAGUGGCAAUGCCCUGGCCACAGUUUGUGCAUCAACCUCACCACUGUGUGUGACAACACUCCUGACUGCCCCAAUGGUGCCGACGAGUCUCCUCUCUGCAACGAGCCUUUGCCAGAUCAGGAGAGCUGUUCUGACAACAAUGCUGGCUGCACCCACGGUUGUAUCCAAGGGCCAUUUGGGGCCCAGUGCACAUGCCCUGUGGGUUAUCAACUGAGUAAUGACUCCAAAACCUGUGAGGAUGUAGAUGAGUGCAGUCCCCCUGGACUAUGUAGCCAGCACUGCUUUAAUGAGAGGGGCUCUUUCCGCUGCCACUGCCAAGACGGUUACACUCUCGAAGCAGACCAGCGUACCUGCAAGGCCUCAGAUUCUCGUCAGGCGUUCUUGCUAGUGGCCAGUCGAAAUCAGAUUGUGCAAGAUGACAUAACCACUCAGCCCAACGUGGUCCGCUCGCUGGUUCGAGAUGGACGGAACAUCGUGGCACUAGAUUUUGACUCGGCCACUGACCGUGUGUACUGGUCCGACACAAGCCAGGACAGAAUCUGGAGCGCCAAUAAAAAUGGCAGUGACAGAACUGUGAUAUUUGACAGUGGAGUGACUGUAACAGAGAGCCUUGCUGUGGACUGGGUGGGCAGGAACCUGUAUUGGACUGACUACGUCUUGGAGACGAUUGAAGUGUCCAAACUGGAUGGCACCCACCGCACUGUAUUAAUCAGUGAAAAUGUCACAAACCCCCGAGGCCUGGUGCUGGACCCAAGAGAGAGCGCUCACCUGAUGUUCUGGACUGACUGGGGGAGGAACCCGCGAAUUGAGAGAGCCAGCAUGGAUGGGAAACUGAGGACUGUUAUCAUAAGCAACAAGUUGUACUGGCCCAAUGGUCUAACCAUAGACUAUCCAAACAGUUUCUUGUACUUUGCCGAUGCCUACUUGGAUUUCAUUGACUUCUGCGAUUAUAAUGGCAACAACAGGAAGCAGGUCCUGGCCAGUGACCUGGUUCUGCAACAUCCCCACGCAAUUACCAUUUUUGAGGAUUUUGUGUAUUGGACCGACAGAUACAUCAACCGUGUGAUGCGAGCCCAUAAGUGGCAUGGGGAGAACCAGACAGUGAUGCUCUUCAACCUCCCUCAGCCCAUGGGUUUGGUGGCAGUACACUCAGCCAGGCAGCCGGCAGGUGAAAAUCACUGCUUAAGGAGUCCCUGUACUCAUAUCUGCCUGCUCUCUGCUGUGGGACCGAGGUACUACUCCUGUGCCUGCCCCUCAGGCUGGACACUGGCGGCCGACCAAAUCACCUGCACCAGAGUUGAGGAUCCUUUCCUGGUGGUGGUGAGAGACAGCAUCAUCUAUGGCAUUUCCUUGAACCCAGAUGACAAGAGUAAUGAUGCAAUGGUCCCUAUUGCUGGGCUUCAGAAUGGCUAUGAUGUUGACUUUGAUGACAACGAGCAGACCAUCUACUGGGUGGAGCACCCGGGUGAGAUCCACAGAGUGAAGUCAGAUGGAACUAAUAGGACAGAGUUUGCCCCUGCAGCCAUACUUGGCUCCCCUGUCGGCCUGGCCUUGGACUGGAUAACCCAGAACCUGUACUACACCAAUCCAGCCACACAGUCUAUUGAGGUUUUGAAGUUGAGAGGGGAGGUACAGUACAGGAAAACCCUAAUCACAAAUAACGGCUCUCCAACUGGCGCUGGCAGUCCUGUUGGCAUCGCAGUGGACCCAGCACGUGGCAAACUGUACUGGACAGACCAGGGAACAGAAAGCGGCAUUCCUGCCAAGGUGGCAUCUGCAGACAUGGAUGGCUUAAACCCUAUCACCUUGUUCACCAACAACCUGGAUCACAUUGAGUUCGUCACUGUGGACAUCCAAGAGAACAAGCUGUACUGGGCAGUUACAAGCACUGGCACGAUUGAGCGUGGUGAUCCAGAUGGGACUAACCGCAUCACCAUAGUGACAGGCCUAUCUCACCCCUGGGGUGUGGCAGUCUAUCAAAACCACCUCUACUUCACUGACCGCAACUUUGAGGUCAUAGAGCGUGUGGACAAGUCCACGGGUGCCAACAGGGUUGUGCUGCGAGACAACGUUUCUGGACUCAGAGUUCUGAAAGUGCAUUACAGAGAGACCUCUGCAGGUACAUCAAACGGCUGCGGCAACAAUAUGGGAGCGUGUGAGCAACUCUGCCUGCCUCGACCACAGGGUCUGUUUACCUGUGCAUGUGCCACAGGGUUUAAACUUAAUGCAGACAACAGGACAUGCGCUCCCUACCAGUCGUAUGUCGUCAUCUCCACUCUAUCUGCAAUCAAAGGCUUCAGUCUAGAAGGGGCAGACCACUCUGAGGCCAUGGUGCCUGUGGCUGGGAGAGGCCGUAAUGCUUUACACAUUGAUGUGCACAUGGCCUCGGGUUUCAUCUACUGGUGCGACUUCAGCAGCACUGUGGCGAAUCAAAAUGGGGUCAGACGGAUCAAGCCAGAUGGCUCCGGAUUACAUAGUGUGGUAACAUCUGGAAUCGGACGCAACGGGAUACGAGGCAUUGCUGUGGACUGGGCUGCAGGUAACCUGUAUUUCACCAAUGCCUUCCUAACUGAGACCUACGUGGAGGUGCUCCGUCUGAACACCACUUUCCGCAGGGUGCUGCUGAAGACCCAGGUGGACAUGCCACGCCACAUCGUGGUGGACCCCAGAAACAGAUACUUGUUCUGGGCUGAUUAUGGUCAGAACCCCAAAAUUGAGCGAGCACUCUUGGACGGAACCAACCGCACAGUUUUAGUGUCAUCGGGAAUUAUUACUCCACGAGGUCUCGCUCUGGACUGGCAAACUGGCUACAUCUACUGGGUGGAUGACUCCCUGGAUAUGAUUGCCCGGAUCAACCCUCAAGGAGGGGAGACAGAGAUCGUCAGGUACGGCAGCCGCUACCCGACUCCUUAUGGAAUCACAGUGUUUGAGAGUAGUAUCAUUUGGGUGGACAGAAACCUCAAGAAGGUUUUCCAAGCAAGCAAACAGCCUGGCAGCACUGAGCAGCCUGCUGUCAUCAGAGACAACAUCAACAUGCUGAGGGACGUUACCAUCUUCGACCAGCGCACUCAGCCUACCACCGCCCAGGAGCUUAACAGCAACCCCUGCAUGGAGGCUAAUGGAGGCUGUGCCCACUUCUGCUUCGCCCUCCCAGGUUCUGGCACAGGUAACCAAAACAAAAAAUGCAGCUGUGCUUUUGGGAAUCUUGCAGCAGACAGUGAGAGCUGUGUGGUGUCAAGGGAUGAUUACCUCAUCUACACGACUGAGAGCACCGUGCGCAGCCUGCGCCUCGACCCAGAGGACCACGCAUUGCCCUUCCCUGUGGUCAAUGUGCCACGUACCUCUGUGGCACUGGAUUUUGACUUCACAGACAGAAGGAUCUACUUCACACAGAGCUCAGGUCCAGGAUCAAGCAAGAUCAGCUACAUCAGCCUGUCCUCUCCCACCUCAGCUCCUGUAGUCGUGGCUUCAGAUCUAGGGGCUCCUGAUGGCAUCGCUUAUGACUGGAUAAACAGAAGAAUUUACUACAGUGACUACAUCAACCAGAGCAUCAGCUCCAUGUCUGUGGACGGCUCUCAGAGGACUAUCAUUGCCCAUGUUUCCAGGCCAAGGGCCAUCAUGUUGGAUCCCUGCAGGGGAUACAUGUAUUGGACAGACUGGGGAACCCAUGCAAAGAUUGAGCGUGCCACCCUGGGUGGAAACUUCAGAACAGAGAUUGUGAACAGCAGUCUUGUGUGGCCUAAUGGACUUACUCUGGACUAUGAAGAGGAAAGACUCUACUGGGCAGACGCCAGCUUACAGAAGAUUGAGCGAUCCUCUCUCACUGGGUCCAAUCGGGAGGUCAUUGUCAGCACAGCCAUCUACCCCUUUGCUAUGACCAUGUUUGGCCAGUUCAUCUAUUGGACUGACUGGAACACACGCAGCAUCUAUCGAGCCAACAAGCACGACGGUUCUGACCAGAGGGUCAUGAUUCAGAACCUCCCCUCUCGGCCGAUGGACAUCCAUGUUCUGGCCAGCAGGAAGCAGCAGCAGUGUGACAGUCCGUGCCAGCAGUUUAAUGGCGGCUGCAGCCACAUCUGCACGCCAGGACCCAACGGAGCUGAGUGUCAGUGUCCAUCAGAGGGCCGCUGGUACCUGGCUGACAACAAGCACUGUAUUCCUGAUAAUGGGACUCGCUGCCAGCCGGGCCAAUUCACCUGUAUGAAUGGCCGCUGUAUUCGUGCCCAGUGGAAAUGUGACAAUGACAACGACUGUGGAGAUGGCAGCGAUGAGUUGGAGAGAGUCUGUGCCUUCCACACCUGUGAACCUACAGUGUUCACUUGUGGCAAUGGCCGAUGUGUGCCCUACCACUACCGCUGUGAUCACUAUGAUGACUGUGGAGACAACAGUGACGAGGUGGGCUGUCUUUUUAGACCAUGUGACCCCAACACAGAGUUCACCUGCAACAAUGGGCGCUGCAUUGCAAAGGACUAUGUUUGCAAUGGCAUCAACAACUGCUACGACAACGGCACUUCUGACGAACAAAACUGCCCGGAGAGAACCUGCCAGCCAGAGCACACAAAAUGUCAGUCAACCAACAUCUGCAUCCCACGUUCGUACCUGUGUGACGGAGAUAACGACUGUGGGGAUAUGAGCGACGAGAGCCCUACACACUGUGCGGCAUCCACAUGUUCCCAGAGUGAGUUCCGUUGCUCCAGCGGUCGCUGCAUCCCCGCCCACUGGUACUGUGACGGAGGGGCUGACUGCGCUGACGGCUCUGAUGAACCCCUCUCCUGCACCACACUGGUCAGAACCUGCAACACAGAUCAGUUUCGCUGUGAUGAUGGCAGGUGCAUUGCCUCAUCCUGGAUCUGUGAUGGGGACAAUGACUGUGGUGACAUGAGUGACGAAGACCAGAGGCAUAAUUGUGGCAAUCGCACAUGCUCAAGUGCAGAGUUCACCUGUGUGAACAACCAACCACCUCAGCGGAAAUGUAUCCCACGUGACUGGGUGUGUGAUGGAGAUGCAGACUGUGCAGAUGCAUUAGAUGAACAUCAGAACUGCUCGCGUAGAUCUUGUGGCGUCAAUGAGUUCACCUGCAGCAAUGGCCUGUGUAUACGCAGCGCCUACAGGUGUGAUCGACGUAAUGACUGCGGCGACAGCAGUGAUGAGCAGGGCUGCACCUACCAGCCGUGCCAGCAACACCAGUACACCUGCCAGAACGGCCGCUGCGUGUCCCACGACUUCGUCUGCGAUGGCGAUAAUGACUGCGGGGAUGAGUCUGAUGAGCUGGAGCACAUGUGCCACACGCCAGCACCCACCUGCCCCCCCGGAGAGUUCAGAUGUGACAAUGGACAUUGCAUCCCCUUGAGCCAGGUGUGCGACAGGAACGAUGACUGCUCUGACAACAGCGAUGAGAAGGGAUGUGGUGUCAAUGAAUGCACAGACCCCUCCAUCCAUCACUGUGAUCACAAUUGCACCGACACACCCACCAGCUUCAUCUGCACCUGUCGCCCCGGCUACCGCCUCAUGUCUGACAGCAAAACGUGCGACGAUAUCAAUGAGUGUGCGGAGACGCCGAGCGUGUGCAGCCAGGUCUGUGAGAACACCGUUGGCUCCUACGUGUGUAAGUGUGCCCCAGGAUUCCUCCGAGAGCCGGACGGCCACAGCUGCCGUCAGAACAGCAACAUCUCGCCCUACCUCAUCUUCAGCAACCGCUAUUACCUUAGGAACCUGUCAACAGACGGACAGGCCUACUCUCUGAUCCUGCAGGGCCUGACCAGUGUGGUGGCCCUGGACUUUGAUCGAGUCGACAAGCGUCUGUAUUGGAUUGACGUGAGCCGCAGAGUGAUCGAGAGGAUGUCCUUCAAUGGCAGUAACAGAGAGGUGGUGGUCAAUGGAGUUCUGCAUGGGGAGGGCCUCGCAGUUGACUGGAUAGCCAGGAAACUCUACUGGACGGACAGCUUCUUGGAUUGUCUCAAAGUGUCUGAACUAGACGGUCGGUUCGUGAAGAAGCUGGCUGAACAUUGCGUUGAUGCCAAUAACACCUACUGCUUUGAAAACCCCAGAGCCAUUGUGUUGCAUCCCAAAUAUGGAUUUCUAUACUGGACAGACUGGGGAGACAAAGCCUUCAUAGGCCGUGUCGGGAUGGAUGGAACCAACAAAGCAGCGAUCAUCACCACUAAGUUAGAGUGGCCCAAUGGGAUCACAAUUGACUACACUAAUGACAAGCUCUACUGGUCCGACGCUCAUCUCAGUUACAUCGAAUACUCAGACUUGGAUGGUCAACACAGACACACAGUGUAUGAUGGAAAUCUGCCUCACCCGUUUGCCCUGACUGUGUUCGAGGACUUUGUAUACUGGACUGACUGGAACACGCGCUCAGUGGAGAAAGGCAACAAAUACGACGGCUCUGGUCGUGAGGCCCUGGUUAACACCACUCACAGACCGUUUGACAUCCACGUGUGUCAUCCUUACAGACAGCCCAUUGUAAUCAACCCCUGUGCUGUGAACAAUGGAGGCUGCUCUCAUCUGUGCCUGAUCCGUCAUGGGGGGCGAGAACACACCUGUGAGUGUCCUGACCACUUCCUGACUGUCCAAAUAGGAGGUGUGACCCGGUGCCUUCCCAUGUGCACCAGCACCCAGUACAGAUGUGCGAACAAUGAACGAUGUAUUCCUAUCUGGUGGAAAUGUGACGGUCAGAGGGACUGCAGAGACGGUUCAGACGAGCCUUCCACCUGCCCGGCUCGCCACUGCAGGCUCGGCCAGUUUCAGUGCAAUGAUGGAAACUGCACCAGUCCACAUUUCCUGUGCAACAGCAACCAGGACUGCCACGAUGGCUCAGAUGAAGAUCCUGUGCUGUGUGCCACACACCAAUGUGAAACCCACCAGUGGCAGUGUACAAAUAAACGGUGUAUCCCUGAGUCAUGGCAGUGCGAUGGCGAGGACGACUGUGGUGAUCAGUCUGACGAGGACCCUGCCCACUGCUCCACUAGGACCUGUCGCCCCGGACAGUUCAAGUGCCGCAACGGACGCUGCAUCCCGCAGAACUGGAAAUGUGAUGUUGAUGAUGACUGUGGUGACAACUCCGAUGAACCGUUAGAGGAGUGCAUGGGACCGGCACAUCGAUGUGACAACCACACAGAGUUUGACUGCAGGACCAACUACCGCUGUGUGCCACUGUGGUCUGUUUGCAAUGGCCACAAUGACUGCAGAGACAACAGCGACGAGCAGGGCUGUGAUGAACUGACCUGUGAUCCUAACGGAGACUUCCGCUGUGACAACCACCGCUGCAUCCCGCUGAGAUGGAGAUGUGACGGGGACGACGACUGCGGGGACAACUCUGAUGAACGCAGCUGCACUCCACGCACAUGCACAGAGAGCGAGUAUCGCUGUGAAAAUCUGCGCUGCAUUCCCGACCGUUGGGUCUGUGACCAUGACAACGACUGCGAGGACAACUCGGAUGAAAGGGACUGUGAGUUGCGGACUUGUCAUCCCAGUUACUUCCAGUGUGGCAGUGGACACUGCAUUGCUGAACGCUUCAAAUGCGAUGGCAAUGCCGACUGCCUGGAUUAUACAGAUGAGACCUCUUGUCCGCCCCGCUUUCCCAACGGCACGUACUGCCCACCCUUCCUUUUUGAGUGCAAGAACCACGUGUGCGUCCAGCCUCAUUGGAAAUGUGAUGGAGACAAUGACUGUGGAGAUAAUUCAGACGAGGAGCUUCACCUCUGCUUGGAAAUCCAGUGUGAGACUCCGUUCCGUUUCCGCUGUGACAACAACCGCUGCAUCUACAGCCACGAGCUGUGUAACUCUGUUGAUGACUGUGGUGACGGCUCUGAUGAGAGACAGGAAAACUGCCAAAGUCCCACUCAUGGACCCUGUACAGAUGAUGAAUACAAAUGCAGUAAUGGACAAUGCAUCCCUCUGCAGUAUGCCUGUGAUGAUUAUGACGACUGUGGAGACCAGUCGGAUGAGCUUGGUUGCCACCAUGGCAGUGGGCACACAUGCAGUGACAACAUCUGUGAACACAACUGUACCGACCUGACGCAGGGAGGCAUCCUCUGUUCGUGCAGGCCUGGCUACAAGCCCAGAACCACAGAGAAACACACCUGUGAAGAUGUGAAUGAGUGUGAGGUGUACGGCACAUGUCCUCAGGAGUGUAAGAACACAAAGGGCAGCUAUGAGUGUUUUUGUGCUGAAGGCUUUCACUCUUUUGGUGAGCCACAUGGGACAGAGUGUGCUGCUCAGGGAAACCCACCAGUGCUGCUGUUGCCGGACAACGUUCGCAUCCGUCGUUUCAACCUGUCCUCUGAGCAGUAUUCAGACUAUGUGGACAACGCUGAGCACAUCCAAGCCUUGGACUACCUGUGGGAUCCAGAGGGAGACGGACUCAGUGUUGUGUACUGGACAGUUCUGGGUCGGGGAUCUCAGUUCGGCUCCAUCAAACGUGCAUACAUGACCACAUUUAAUGACCAUGGCAACAACCCAGUGAAAGAGGUGGAUCUGAACCUGAGAUACAUUGCUAAACCUGAUGGCAUCGCUGUGGACUGGGUUGGCGGGCACAUUUACUGGACAGAUUCAGGCACCAAUCGAAUUGAAGUGGCCAAACUAGAUGGGCGGUACAGGAAGUGGUUGAUCCACACAGACCUGGACCAGCCUGCAGCUAUUGUUGUCAAUCCAUCACUCGGAAUGAUGUACUGGACCGACUGGGGCAGGAAACCCAGAAUAGAAUCAGCGUGGAUGGACGGUCAGCACAGAGAGGUGCUGGUGAGGGAGGAGGACCUGGGCUGGCCCACUGGGCUGGCUCUGGACUAUCUGAAUGGAAAUAGGAUCUACUGGUGUGACUCCAAAGAAAACAUCAUUGAGUCCAUGAAGCCUGACGGCACAGACAGGAAUAUCGUCAUAUCAGGAGACAUUGGCCAUCCCUACAGCCUGGAUGUGUUUGAGGGGCACGUAUACUGGACAACUAAAGACAAAGGUGAAGUGUGGAAGACGAACAAGUUUGGGAGAGGACAUAAAGUCAAAGUUCUAACCAUAAACCCAUGGCUGACUCAAGUCCGCAUUUACCAGGAGCAACGACACAACAAGUCAGUACCCAACCCUUGUAAGAAUGUGUGCAGUCACCUCUGUCUCCUGCGGCCUGGUGGAUACACCUGUGCCUGCCCUCAAGGGUCCACUCCAGUGCAGUUUGACUCCAAUGAAUGUGAUGCAGCCAUUGAGGCACCCGUUGCAAUGCCCCUUGCAUGUAGAUGCAUGAAUGGUGGAACCUGCUACACUGAUGAAGCCGGUCUGCCCAAGUGCAAAUGUCCGUACGGUUAUGUGGGCAGCUAUUGUGAGAUGGGGAAGUCAAGGGGUGCUCCAGCAGGAACAGCUGUGGCUGUUCUACUGGCAGUCAUUAUCAUCCUGAUCACUGGAGCUUUGGCUGUCGGGGUUUUCCUCAACUACAAACGAACAGGAUCUUUCAUCCCAUCCAUGCCCAAACUACCCAGCCUCAGCAGCCUGGUGAAGUCCGCUGACACAGGGAAUGGGGUGACGUUUCGCUCCGGUGAUAAUGUUGACCUUGGACCGUCACACAUUGGCGUGUCAUUCAUUGACACAGCCAUGCAGAUGGAUGAUAAUUUUGCAAUGGACGCUGGGAGGCAGCCAAUCACAUUUGAGAACCCGUUAUAUGCCACAGCGCCUGGAGUGUCCGGUGAUCCUGCUGUCAUUCAUGCCACACAGGUGACUGUUAAUGUGAGUGGUGAUCAGUUGGAGAACAAGUUUGUGAACCCGGCGUACCGUGGAGAUCAGAGUGCAGGCAUUGUGAACACAACUUCUGUCAGCGCCAAACCUGUGCAGGAGUCAAAGUGGAGCUUAUUCAAGCGAAAAUUAAAGCCAAGCACCACAUUUGACAACCCUUCGUAUUCAGAGAUGAAGGAUGAAAAGCCUGUGGGAAGCAGCGGGGACUCUUCUGCCCCUGAGCCCUCUCCGUUUGUCCCCCCCGCCAAACCUCCGAAGAGGGAUCGUCCGAGCACCUUUUCGCCAACCGAGGACAGUUUCAAAGACACAGCCAACCUCGUAAAAGAGGACAGCGACGUAUAACCCCUCUCUCGCAGAUGGGAAUCGAAAUAAAAAGAAACACACUUUGCACAGAAUUUAUUUUUUUAUGCAGCCUGUGAACAAAAACUCAAAUUGUUUUAGGAGAGAGAAAUACAUUUCUAUAGAAUGAAGAAAAACGUCUUUUGUGACUAUGCCUUCUGACAUUUCUUAUGCCAAUUCUUGUGUUAAUGUUUUCUUUAUUCUGAUGUACAAUAUGUAUAUCUUUUGCACUGAAGCUGCUGAUAGAAGUGUUUAUAAAUAAGUUGUAUAUUUGUAAAUUUGAACAGUAAGAUUUUGUCAGAAAAUAUCUUUGAAAUAGAUCCUAUGAAUAGUUCAAUACAAACACAAUAACAUAAAAAGUGAGCUGCAUUCUGAAUGUACAGUACUUAUAUGAUCGAAGGUUAUUAAAAAAUGUGUUGAGUAAUUUUUUUAUUUUUUUUUUUUUUGCCACUGAACAAAACUGAAGAUGUAUUUACUUCAUCUUUCAUGUUUAUAUACCUCAUUUCAGGGCUGGAAGCUGAACAAAACUAUCACAGAAAAUUGGACCUUAACUUAUACCAUUCAAUUCUUCAAAGAUUCUCCAGUAUGCAUGAGCUAAAAUAUGUAUGCAAAGCAUACUCACUGUACUCAAUCAAACUCAUUAUGUUCCCUGACUUUAUGACUCUGAAUCAACAUGAUCAUUUUUUUUGUAAUGAUAUUGGAACAAUGGCCAAAAUUGUUUGGAGCAAUACUUGAAUGUUUGUUUUGCAUGGAAAUGAAUUUAUGUAGCUGAUUAUCUUAAAGAGCAACACAGGGCCUGAGGAUGCAGAUGUCGUUUUAUAAACACGGUGAAUAAAUUCUUAACUUUACAGAAUGAUUUAUUUUGUAUCAUAAUGAGGACAAAUAAAAAUUGUAUCUGUGAUCAUCCACAUGUCCAUAUCGUUUAAAUUGCUGCUGCUGAGAUGUGAAUGAAUAAAUUUCCUAUUU